This is a messenger RNA of Malaya genurostris, 3231 nucleotides long. Its product is annotated as aminopeptidase N-like. Bases 50 to 3031 code for a protein of 993 amino acids. Gene Ontology annotation, cellular component: cytoplasm. The record is from RefSeq and is a predicted model, not a curated record. Gene Ontology annotation, biological process: proteolysis; peptide catabolic process. Gene Ontology annotation, molecular function: peptide binding; metalloaminopeptidase activity; zinc ion binding. NCBI's taxonomy places the organism in Eukaryota, Metazoa, Arthropoda, Insecta, Diptera, Culicidae. The transcript has 6 exons.
CUGAAACAUCAAGAGAAAUCAGUUCUCGUGCGAAUCUAGGACGAUUAGGAUGAUCGUUUCCAAUACGAUUCUGCUGUGUGCCUUAGCUGCCGUGGUUGUGACAGCGGAACGGCCUCUUUCCAAGCAGGCUGACGUGGAACCACCACUUAUUGCACCGGAAGCGACGAAUGAAGAUACCUCGGAACUAAGCCCGUUCCAGGAAGUGGAUAAUACGUAUCGUCUGCCUAAGACUAGCUAUCCUACGCACUACGAUAUUGAACUAAAAACCGAAAUUCAUCGUGGAGACCGCAACUUCGAAGGAACUGUACAAAUUAAUCUGAAAGUGGUCGAACAAACCAAUGACAUAGUUGUACAUCAUCGAUCACUGGUUAUUCAAAAUGCUGAACUUGUUCCAGUAUCAGAGGAAGGAAGCCCACUGCUGAUAGAUUGGUCAUAUGACAGUAGAGUUGAACAACUCACAUUCCACAGCGAGUCACCUCUCAAUCCGGGCGAAUACAAGUUGAGCAUUACAUUCACUGGACGACUUUCUAAUAACGAGGAUGGAUUCUACAUUUCAUCAUAUACCGAUAACGAUGGAUCUACAAGAUAUUUGGCAACCACUCAAUUCGAGUCCACAAGUGCCCGUAUGGCAUUUCCGUGCUAUGACGAACCAGGUUUUAAGGCAAAAUUUACUCUUUCGAUCCGACAUCAUUCUUCUUACUCAGCUCGAUCGAAUAUGGAGUUCAUGAUUGAUCCACAGGAUGACGACUACGAAAUCACCUCGUUUGGAACUACUCCUUUAAUGUCCACAUAUCUACUGGCAUUCGUAGUGUCAGAUUUCGAAAUGGUAGAGUCCUCCGAUCACAGUGUCUACGCACGUCCAAAUGCUAUCGAUGAAGUGAAAUUUGCUCUAGAUGCCGGAGAUCAAAUCCUACAAGCUCUCAACGAUUAUCUCGACAUUGAUUACUAUGACUACAUGCCUGAAAUGAAACAGUUUGCCAUUCCUGAUUUUGCAGCAGGAGCUAUGGAGAACUGGGGCUUAGUUACAUACAGAGAGCAAUAUCUACUAUUUAAUCCUGAACUAAGUACUUAUCGCACAAAAACCAAUAUUGCCACUGUUAUUGCUCAUGAAUUUGCUCACCAGUGGUUUGGAAACCUGGUCAGUCCCGAAUGGUGGGAAUACAUUUGGUUGAAUGAAGGAUUUGCCACGCUCUACGAGUACUAUGCGGCGCACUUGGCGUACCCCAACGAACAAUACUGGGAACUUUUCAAUCCACAGGUUAUUCAGGCUGCAUUAGUCUCCGAUGGUGUGGAUUCAACCAGACCUAUGACCUGGAACGCAGCUACUCCAAGAGAAAUCUCGAACUUGUUUGACCGAGUAGCUUAUCCCAAAUCUGGAAGUGUACUAAACAUGAUGCGACAUGUACUUGGAGAAGAAAAUUGGGCUAACGGUCUCCGGAAAUAUUUAUGGGAGAGAGAACUGAAAAAUGUCAAUGUUGAGCACUUGUAUGAUGGACUACAGGAAGCAAUUACAGGGCAAACUAUCCUACCAAACGGGAAGACGGUUAAGUCAAUUAUGGAUACCUGGACAACGGAGAAGGGUUACCCAGUUUUAAGCGUGCGACGAUCAUACGAUUCAGGAGAUCUUAUAAUUUCCCAAGAGAGAUUCGUAUCUGAUCGAAAAGUUCCGAAUACUAACGUAUGGAUGAUUCCGUACAACUACGUCGUUCAAUCUAAAGCCGAUUUCAGUAAUCUGUACUCGUACGACUGGUUAUCCACGAAAGCAUCCCGACUGAAGGCUAAUGUACCAGAAAACGAGUGGAUCAUUUUUAACAAACAACAGGUUGGAUUUUAUCGUGUUAAUUACGACACUAGGAAUUGGAAUUUGAUCAUCGACGCUUUGAUAGAAAAUCAUGAUAAUAUCCAUCGGUUGAACCGAGCCCAGUUGAUCGAUGAUGCCUACUGGCUAGCACGAUCCGAGCGACUUGAUUUUGAAAUUACAAUGAAAUUAUUGCUCUACCUGAAGAACGAAAUGCACUAUGCCCCUUGGGUUGCCGCCAGCAAUGUGUUUUCGUAUUUCAACAGUAAAUUACGAGACACUCCAGCAUACGAUCAUUUCUUGAUUUUAGUAAACAGUCUGAUUAAAAAUGUGUACUCAACGCUUGAGGUUGAUUCAGUUCCCGAAGACGAAACAUUACUAGCCAAAUAUUUGAAACAAACCAUAUCCACGUGGGCUUGUAUUGCCGGAAACACAAACUGCUUGGAUCGAACUAAGAAAGCCCUCACUAAGGAGGCUGUGGACGGAGUGAAGGUUCACCCCGAUGUUGCCAGCGUUGUCUACUGCUAUGGUAUGCGAGAGGCUGGAGAGAAAGAAUUUACAUACCUCUACAGUCGAAUCUAUCCUACACAAAACUGGGCUUUUAGGACGAUGAUAAUCGACUCGUUGGGAUGUUCAGAGAACAAAGCUUUCCUGAAGAGCUUCCUGGAAACCGCAAUCGGUGGCUCUGGUGCUGGUGUCGAAAUCAACUAUAAGAGUAGUGAGCGCACACGAGUUGUUCAAUCGGUUUAUUCUGGUAGUCGUUCCGGAGUCGAUGCCCUAAUUGAAUUUUUGAUGGAUUCAAAUAAGGCCAAUGAUUUUGUCAAUAAACUCGGAAUCAACACCCUUAAUUCUGCUAUUGCAAACAUUGCCUCUCGGACGAAUACAGUGGAAGGAUUGAACAAACUAAAUGCCCUACUGACUAGUUUGGGACUGUACGUUUCCUCUGACAUCGCAACUUCUGCUCGUGCUUCGGUCCAGAAGAACUUGGAUUGGCAAGAUAGCUACGAAGGAAUGAUAACAAGCAGUUUUAUCACUGAAUACGCGGAAUCAAUUGUUGAGGAUACUACUACCAGCUCUGCAACUACUACCACUACUAACGGUGGAUCAACUACAACCGCACCAGGUAGUACCACUACAAUGGAAACCCCGUCUACUACACCGGGUGGAGCAGCUACCAUCACAGUAUCCGUAAUCUUGUUAAUCGCUACACUUUGGAUUUCACUGCUUAGCUGAAUUGUUUUUAACCUAAUAAUAACAAUUUCGAAGAUUUUAUUCGUACAUUCUGCCAUGGUUGGAAUACGAGCAGAACACUGUAAUCAGUCGAUCAUUCCGCAAGGUGUUCACAUAAAACUAUCAGAGUUGUUAAUGUAAAAUACUAAAUAUGUAAGAUUUGCUUUCGACUUGAAAUAAACAAUAAGAUAGUUACUAUGCAA